Striga hermonthica is the source of this 2418-nucleotide messenger RNA. Lineage: Eukaryota; Viridiplantae; Streptophyta; Magnoliopsida; Lamiales; Orobanchaceae. The record is from the annotation of a GenBank genome assembly.
AUGACAUCCCUCAAAAUAACCAAAAAACACCAUAAACACAUCAACAACCCUUUCCCAUCAAACCCAAAGACUCUACCUUUUAUCAAUGGAACUCUAAUUCACAAUCCCCAAACAAUCCCUUCACACCAGAUUUAUGACAUAGGCCUUGAUUUUCAGCUAAGCUGGUCAUCACAAAAUGGAGGCUCCUUCUCAAUCCAUCACAGGGCCCAACCUUCAAGAUCCAUAUGGGCCACAGUCCCGGGCCGGGCCUUCGUCUCUGCAGCCUCAGCCGACACAGAGGUUGAGGAGAGCAGAGGAUCAUUCCUCAUCAAGGACAAAAACCUCCAUUUCUUAUGCACCCACCAAACAGUUGAUGAUGUAAGAAGGGUCAUACAAGAAUCUAACCAACAUGAUCAUCAAAUUCAAGAUUCACCAUUUUUGCAAGAACCAGCUGUUAUGAUCAAAGGUAGGAUUUUUAAUGAUGAUAAGAGCUGUUAUGUAAAGUAUUGGUUUGUGUUUGAUCAGAAAAACAGCAAACAAGUCGGGUUUCGAGUGAGGUUGGGCAAACCGAAUUUCGAGCAAGCACAGAAGUUCUCUCCAAGAAGAUAUGGUUACAGAGGUUUUGCACGAAAAGUGGGUCGAAUACGGGUCGGGUGGUGUGGAUAUGUGAAAAGCAGAGCGGCCAUAGCGUUUUCGCCUGCACAGGAUGAGAAUGUGGCAAUGAAGAAUGCUGUUUGUCCCGAUUUUAACAGGAUUUGCAUAACGUAUUCGAGUGAGAAAACCGAGAGGUUUUAUGGUUUUGGGGAGCAGUUCUCUUACAUGGACUUGAAAGGGAAAAGAGUGCCGAUAUUCGUUCAAGAGCAAGGGGUCGGGAGGGGCGAUCAACCGAUCACUUUUGCUGCUAAUUUGGUUAGCUAUAGGGCGGCCGGUGAUGAGAGUACGACUUAUGCACCUUCGCCUUUUUACAUGACCUCGAAAAUGAGGUCUCUUUACCUUGAAGGGUACGAUUAUUCGGUUUUCGAUCUAACAAAGGAUGAUUGUGUACAGAUACAGGUAUAUGGAGACAUGAUAGAAGGUAGAAUACUAUGCGGAAAAUCACCUGUCGAGCUUAUUGAGAACUUCACAGAAGCCAUUGGGAGACCUCAACAGCUUCCUGAAUGGAUAAUAUCAGGGGCUGUGGUGGGAAUGCAAGGCGGCACGGAUAAAGUACGAAGUAUUUUGGAUAAGCUUCAAGCCAUGAAUACCCCAAUAUCUGCAUUUUGGUUGCAGGAUUGGGUAGGACAAAGGAAAACUGUUAUCGGCUCCCAAUUAUGGUGGAACUGGGAAGUCGAUUCGACUAGAUACUCGGGAUGGAAACAACUGAUAAAAGAUCUUAGCUCACAGAAUAUAAAAGUGAUGACAUAUUGCAACCCUUGUUUAGCUCCGAUGGAUGGGAAGACAAACAUAAGAAGAAAUCUCUUUGAGGAGGCUAAGAAUUUGGACAUCCUAGUGAAAGACCAAAAAGGAGGGGCUUACAUGGUUCCCAACACGGCUUUCGACGUGGGAAUGUUGGAUUUAACGAAUCCUAAAACGGGAAGUUGGUUCAAGCAGAUUCUGCAAGAAAUGGUGGAUGAUGGAGUUAAGGGUUGGAUGGCUGAUUUUGGUGAAGGUUUGCCUGUGGAUGCUUGUCUCUAUUCAGGAGAAGAUCCAAUCACUGCCCACAACCGAUACCCUGAAAUAUGGGCACAAAUAAAUCGAGAAUUCGCUGAUGAGUGGAGGACUAGCAAACAACAAGAGCCCUUGGUUUUCUUCAUGAGGGCUGGAUUUCGAAACAGCCCCAAAUGGGCUAGCUUGUUCUGGGAAGGAGACCAGAUGGUGAGCUGGCAGGCUAACGAUGGGAUUAAGAGUGCGGUUUUGGGCUUGCUAAGCAGCGGGCUUUCGGGUUAUGCUUUCAACCACAGUGAUAUCGGAGGAUAUUGUUCGGUGAGCUUAUUACCGUUUUUUAUAAAGUACAAAAGGAGUGAAGAGCUUCUGCUUAGGUGGAUGGAGCUGAAUGCAUUUACAACUGUCUUUCGAACACAUGAAGGAAAUAAGCCACAAAGCAACACUCAAUUCUAUUCGAACCAAAGAACCUUAUCUCAUUUUUCCCGGUUCGCCAAGAUAUACAAUGCAUGGAAAUUCUACAGAAUCCAACUAGUGAAGGAAGCAUCUGAAAAGGGUCUGCCCGUUUGUCGACACCUAUUCAUUCACUAUCCAGAUGACGAACACGUGCAAAUGCUAACCUACGAGCAGUUUCUAGUAGGCACCGAGAUCCUAGUUGUGCCUGUUCUUGACAAAGACAAGGAGUUUGUUAAGAGGCUCACAAAACCAUACUGUCUCAAAAUUCAGGAAAACAAGUAUGCUAAAGCCACUGGUUUCAAGCUCGAUUUUAGUCUCGGUCAGCCUCGAGCUAUAUGCUAA